This is a messenger RNA of Salvia miltiorrhiza (redroot sage), 1034 nucleotides long. RefSeq names its product early nodulin-like protein 18. Gene Ontology annotation, molecular function: electron transfer activity. The record is from RefSeq and is a predicted model, not a curated record. The transcript has 2 exons. Lineage: Eukaryota; Viridiplantae; Streptophyta; Magnoliopsida; Lamiales; Lamiaceae. The coding region runs from base 194 to 877 and encodes 227 amino acids. Gene Ontology annotation, cellular component: plasma membrane.
UUUUAAAGUAAAUUAGUUAUGGCGUCCUGCUCUGUACAGUAUUAUAUACCACAUAAACAUCCAUCUAAAUUAAAGGCUAAGUUUACACACACUACAUUAUAUGAGAGAGAGAGAGAGAGGAAUUGCAUUAAUUUGACUUUUUAGAGAGGAAGGAAUAUAUAUUGAAGGAGGCUGUGAAAGAAAAUAGGCAGUAAUGAGAAUGGGAAAGAAGCGUGGUUUGAUCUUCUUCUUUCUCAUCAUCUCUCUCUCUCUCUACGUUGAUGCCUACAAAAACUACACCGUCGGCGAUUCCCUCGGCUGGUACGACAUCCUCGAAAACUCCAAAAUCGACUACCACAAAUGGACUGCUGGCAAGAACUUCUCCCUCGGCGACUUCCUCAUUUUCAACACGGACAACAACCACACGGUGAUCCAGACUUACAACUUCACAACGUACAAGCUCUGCGACUACAACAAUGCCCUUGACAACGACACCAUUGAGUGGUCAGCGGCGGACCCUUCUGCCACUACACCGCAGUCGGUUUCUGUGGCAGUGCCGCUUACAAAAGUGGGGAUGACAUAUUUUUUCUCGAGCGACUACGAUGGGGAACAAUGCCUCAACGGGCAGCGCUUCCAAAUCAAUGUGACGUAUGGCCAAGGGCUGCCCCCGAGCCUAAGGCCCGAUGAUGGCUCCCCAGGACCGGUCAGCCCGGAAUCUGGCGACGACGAGUCAGUUCCGGACACCUUGGUUCCCUCCAAUUUUGAUAAUCCUAAGGAUACUACCGAUGAUCAAGAUGAGACAUCCAAUUCUAUUCCAUUAUCGGCCUUUUCUAAGUUGAUUGGGAUUCAAUUACAUGGAUUGCUUAUUGUGCUAGGGUUUUUUAUUUUAUAUUGUUGAUUUUUACUAUUUUUUUAAUUAUUGGUUUGUGUAAUUUAUUCUACUUUUUAGGGGGGUUUUGGUAUAAGGUGUGUAUUUUAGAGGUGAUCGUAUAACUGAGAUUUGUUAUUUACUUAUUACAUGUUGGAAUAAAAUGAUAUACUUUUACAUUAUAAAA